UGGUUUGAUCAAGCAAGGCGAGGAAAUAAAAAAUGGGUUUUCUCGAACUCGGUAGUUAUGUGCCGCUGAAAGAUCUCAGAGUUGAAAUCAGUGAGGUUGAAGGAAGAGGAGCAAAUGGGGGUUUCACUCUGUGUUUCUGGCUUUACCUAAACAACGCCACUCCUCUACCUUCCGCAAUUCUUCUUCAGGAGCACCCAGAUAUUGCUUGCAAUGCUCCUUUCCUCAUACUAGAUGAACAGAACAGAAUAAUGAUUUUUCCAUUGUUUUUUCUACACCAAGAGGCUUCAGUGGCUUCUAAUGCUAUUUCGUGGAAACAAGUUCCUAGUGCAUCUACCAAAAAGCAAUUCCCAGUGAAGAAGUGGGUUCAUAUUUCUUGUGAGAUCUCACAGGUUCUUCUGCGACUUCACAUUGAUGGGGAGAUUAUUGGCGAAAUGCAUUCAACUUCCCCUGUUAAUAGUGAUUUUCAUUCUGAUAUUUCAAGAAAGGUAUCCCUCUGUUGCAUAAAGGGAAACAAUGGUGCGUUGCAAGGAUACAUGUAUGGUUUAGGACUCUUUUCCGAAGUGCCUUCUAUUCAAAGCCACUGCUUUAAGGACAGCCCAAUACAACUAUCCAUUGAUAGUUCUAGUGCCUAUGAAAUUGAUGAAGAUGUUGAUGGUGUAUGGAACAUUGUUGGUGGGAAGGCAUCUUGUCGCAAGAAGUUUUCAUUAGACGUGAUGCUACUAGACGCCCUUGGAAGGCCAGUAAACGAAGAAGGGGAGGUUGUUGCUUCACUUGUGUAUGCCGAUUCAGAAGAACCUGUUGAGAAGCCAUCUGAUGCUGAAGCUCCACUCCUUUCAAGUUAUGAUGGAGUCGAAUCCACUUCAUCUGAUAGACCAAGCAAACUGAUUCAGGGGCGUGCUUCUUUUAAGCUCAAGAUAUCUCAGCUCUCUUCCAAGUGUAAUAAUAGGCUCUUCCGUGUUAAGUUUUACAUUCCGAAGAUGGGCAGAUAUCCUUUUUUUGAGGCGCUCUCCACACCAAUUCGAUGUGUAUCCCGGUGCCGUCCCGUAAGGUCAUCUUCUGCAACAUGGAAGAAGUCACCGUCUUCUAUCCAUUCAUUAAAUAGAUCCCAAUCUCCUGUGUUGGAUGGUGGAGCAUCUGAUGUUCUCUAUAACAUUGUUCAUGAAGCAAAGCAGAGUCCUUCAUCAAAGCGAGUGAAAUUAGGGCAAGAUAUAUCUCUCUCACUUUUGAAGGAUGAGGAUGAUUGUAUGUUGAAGGAAGCUGAGGUGGAAUCAAACUCUCAUGUCUGGACCACUACUAAUGAGGACAAUGUUGCAUGUAUGAACGGUAUUGUGGGGAGGGAAGAAAGUCAUGACGAUGGAGCAGAGAACUUUUCAUUUGAUUCUGAGAACAGUGAAGCAACAAAUUUAGUUCCAGGAAACUUCUCUCCUCGCAUGGGUCCAAUUUCAGAUCUGGUGGUUUUCAAAUAUUGCAUUGGUGGCGUCAGUGAGAGGUGUGGUCUGCUCAAGGAACUCGCGUUGACUUAUGAAGAUGAGGCACUUGGUAGCUUUUCCGAGCAGGUUUCUUUGUUCACUGGAUGUUCACAUCACAAGCGCCAAAUACUAAUGUCGAAGAGACUUAUUGACAUUGGUAUCAAGUGUUGGACCUUGAUAUCGAAAAGCAGCGAAAAUGUCCUCUGGGAUGAUAUGAUAUCCUGGCUUAAGGACCAUUUCUUGAAGUUAACAUUCUGUAGAACAAGAUGCUUAACAAGACAGGACUUUGAGAUUUUGAGAAGAAUAGCGGGUUGUCAAGACAUGACAGUUUGUCAAGAAAACUUUGAAAAGAUGUGGUGCUGGUUGUAUCCCGUAGCUUUUACAUUGUCUCAGAAACAGAGUAAUUCAUUGUGGAGUAGUGUGUCACCUAAGUGGAUUGAAGGAUUUAUCACCAAGGAAGAAGCUGAGUCUUCCCUUCGACAAGGCCCUGGAGGAGGAGGAGGUCUCCAACCCCCGGGAACUUUCAUAUUGCGUUUUCCUACGUCAAGGAGCUGGCCCCACCCUGAUGCCGGAACUCUCCUUGUCACUUAUGUCGCUACUGACUAUACCAUUCAUCACCGCCUCUUGUCUCCUGAUUACUAUCUUUACAGUUCCAAAGAAAUGUCCGAUCGAUCUAUACAAGAAAUGCUGCUUACAGAGCCCGAGUUGUCUUGCUUGGGAAGGGCAAUGAGAAGGCAAUAGUUGGUUUGAAAUUCAACUUGUUGCCUCUAUAGUAGUCUCGAGAGAUUGAUCGGAUGAUCUCAGACGCACAAAAUGCUUCUUGUGUCAUUGGUCACGGAUUAAACGGGAGGAAAAUUGAGGUGAAGGUGUGGCUGCAUGAUUAUGAUGGGAAGAGGGAGUGGGAGCAUAUUCCUUGUAUAUCUUAGACUAAAACUUAUACUUGACAUUAUUGGGGUCCUUAUUUGUAAACAUAACCUAACACUCCAACCCGCGUAGCCCAGAUACACGGACCAACAAAUCGGGUUGUCACUA
Molecule: messenger RNA, 2501 nt
Organism: Cuscuta campestris
Lineage: Eukaryota; Viridiplantae; Streptophyta; Magnoliopsida; Solanales; Convolvulaceae
Source: the annotation of a GenBank genome assembly